AUGCAGGAUUCACCCAGCUCUCUGGUGAUGGAUGGAUACUCCAGCAAUGUGCCAGCUUUCCUAACCAAACUCUGGACGCUGGUGGAAGAUCCUGAAACGAACCAUCUCAUCUGCUGGAGUACUAAUGGCACCAGUUUCCAUGUGUUCGACCAAGGACGCUUUGCCAAAGAGGUGCUGCCUAAGUAUUUCAAACACAACAACAUGGCCAGCUUCGUCCGGCAGCUGAACAUGUACGGCUUCAGGAAGGUGGUGAACAUCGAGCAGGGGGGGCUCGUCAAGCCCGAGCGGGACGACACCGAGUUCCAGCACCUCUGCUUCCUGCAGGGCCACGAGCACCUCCUGGAGCACAUCAGGAGGAAGGUGUCAGUAGUGAAAAGUGAGGAGACCAAGAUGCGCCAGGAGGACCUCAGCAGGUUGCUAUACGAGGUACAGAUACUGAGAAGUCAGCAGGAGAACAUGGAGUGUCAAGUGCAGGACAUGAAGCAGCAAAAUGAAGUUCUUUGGCGGGAAGUUGUUUCUCUACGGCAGAACCACUCACAGCAACAGAAAGUGAUCAACAAGCUGAUUCAGUUUCUGUUUGGCCAGCUCCAAUCAAGCCCUAGCAGCACUGGGAUAAAGAGGAAGCUACCUCUGAUGCUUGACAACGGGAUCUCAGCUCCUCAAGUGUCCAAGUUCAGCCGGCAUUUGUCUACAGAGCCCCUCCAUGACCCCUAUUUCAUACAGUCGCCAUCGACAGAACCUGCCUCUUGCUUAAGCAGUCCUGCAAUUGCUGGGGGACCCAUUAUAUCUGAUGUUACUGAAACAUCGCCACCCAACAUAAUAAAUAUACAAUCUCCUCCUGAAAAUGACAGAGAGAAGUGCCUCAUGCUGAUCAAGGAAGAGCCAGUCAGCCCUGGAGUGAAAGCCACCACUGAGCCUGAUGUCCCCCUGCCCGGCUGCCGGGCUUGCUCUGAGCCCCCUGUGCUCCCAGUCGCCAUGGUUCAGUCUGUUUUGGAAGGCAAAGGGAGUUGUGGUGCAGCUCCACCAGGCACCUCACAACCAUCUGAGAGAAGAGGCAGAAGGGCAUUGCUGGACAGAGCAGAUAUUUCAGACCCAUUGGAGGGCGCCGACUGGAGCUUGGAAGGGCUGCAGCUGCUGCUGAGGAGCCAGCAGUACGGCCUGGAGCCCGCCAGCCUCUUGGAUGUCUUUAAUCCCAAUUUAUCUAUGAGUGAGUGGAAUUUGACUGAAAUGGAAGCCAGUCUGUCCCCGAUGCAGCGACUCACAGUGGAUCUGGAGAAGAAUGCAACUGAGCUGUCCUCAAAAGUGUUCAACCCACCAUUUAACAACGCCUGCCCAGGGAAAGAUGUCAUUCUAGAAAGCACCCAACAGUUCCUCAUUGAUCGUCAGUCCAUCUUUGGAAACGACCUCAUCAGCUUGCCUGAAAGUUCAUCACUUUAUGUUCCACCUGAAAAUAUGGCUUCCUACCUGUCCUCUGUGGGUGUCCAAGGGGAUAUCCCAUUAAACCUGAGCUCUUCAACCGACAACAACCAGUGAUUUAGCUUCCAAGAAACGACAUCUCCCUCCCACCCAUCCAAGCGUCCGCAGGUUUGAAUGUAAAGAAACAAAAGUGACUCAGAAACGCACAAGAAAGUUUCUUUUUGUGCCCCUUCUUUUUGAGUAGAUGGAAG
Tyto alba (common barn owl) is the source of this 1667-nucleotide messenger RNA. RefSeq names its product heat shock transcription factor 4 (gene HSF4). Lineage: Eukaryota; Metazoa; Chordata; Aves; Strigiformes; Tytonidae. Gene Ontology annotation, molecular function: DNA-binding transcription factor activity; sequence-specific DNA binding. Bases 1 to 1533 code for a protein of 510 amino acids. The record is from RefSeq and is a predicted model, not a curated record. The transcript has 13 exons. Gene Ontology annotation, biological process: regulation of DNA-templated transcription.